Molecule: messenger RNA, 457 nt
Organism: Polyodon spathula (Mississippi paddlefish)
Lineage: Eukaryota; Metazoa; Chordata; Actinopteri; Acipenseriformes; Polyodontidae
Product: translation machinery-associated protein 7
Exons: 4
Coding region: 87-281 (64 amino acids)
Source: RefSeq, a predicted model, not a curated record
CACUAUCGCAGACAUCUAUAUCCGGUGAAGCGGACUAGUUGGGGUCUUCCACUUUCAGUGAAGCGCGCAUACGAACAGCUGCAGUCAUGUCAGGUAGAGAAGGUGGUAAGAAGAAACCGCUUAAACAGCCCAAGAAGCAAGGGAAGGAUAUGGACGAGGAGGACCUAGCUUUGAAGCAAAAGAAGAAGGAGGAACAGAAGCAAUUGGAGGCGAUGAAAGCAAAGGCUGCAGGAAAGGGGCCGCUUACUACCGGUGGCAUUAAGAAGUCAGGCAAGAAAUGAGUUUGAGGGGAUGUGAGAUAACAAGUGAGGACAGGCAGGAGGUGGAGGGACCUGUUUGUUUCGUCAUUUGGAUCCAUUUAGAAAGCAUCAAAUCAGCUUUUCUUAAGUCGUAACCUUUUUUUCUUUGUAAAAAAGUGUAUUUGUCCAAAGCAGAAUAAACUUCUUUUUUUGUUAAA